Messenger RNA from Gilbertella persicaria, 2287 nucleotides. RefSeq names its product carbamoyl-phosphate synthase L chain, ATP binding domain-containing protein. NCBI's taxonomy places the organism in Eukaryota, Fungi, Mucoromycota, Mucoromycetes, Mucorales, Choanephoraceae. The transcript is spliced from 8 exons. The coding region runs from base 23 to 2164 and encodes 713 amino acids. The record is from RefSeq and is a predicted model, not a curated record. Gene Ontology annotation, molecular function: methylcrotonoyl-CoA carboxylase activity; metal ion binding; ATP binding. Gene Ontology annotation, cellular component: mitochondrion.
UCUCUUCCUUUUUUUAUUCUUUAUGAUGCUUCGAUUUCAAUCAAGAUUGCCCAAGGUGGCAAUUGCUUCCAGCACACUUCUCCACCACCAUGCUAUCCGAUCCCUUCAUUCUUCCAAAGUGAUUUUUGAUCGUAAACCUUUGUUUGAAAAGAUCCUUAUUGCCAACAGAGGUGAAAUUGCUCUUCGUGUUAUGCGUACAGCAAAGGAACUCGGUAUCAAGACAGUAGCUGUCUAUAGUGAACCUGAUAUUUAUGCUCAACACGUUAAGAUGGCCGAUGAGGCAUUUUUGAUUGGCCCUGCUGCUUCUGCUGAAAGUUAUCUUUGUAUUGAUAAAAUUAUGAAAGUGGCUAAAAUGACAGGUGCCCAAGCCAUUCAUCCUGGUUACGGUUUCUUGUCUGAAAACGCAGAAUUCGCUGAUACUGUCAAUGGCUCUAACAUUGCCUUCAUUGGUCCUUCAGGCAACGCGAUGCGUUCAAUGGGUUCUAAAAGCGAAUCCAAAUUUAUAAUGCAGAAAGCAGGUGUGCCUGUGGUACCUGGUUACCAUGGUGAAAACCAAGAUGUCGGAUUCUUGAAGGAACAAGCCGAGAAAAUUGGUUAUCCUGUGUUGAUCAAAGCUGUCAAAGGUGGUGGCGGCAAAGGUAUGCGUAUUGUCAGAUCACCUUCUGAGUUUGAAGAAAUGUUGGAAUCCUCUAAGCGUGAGUCUAUCAAGUCGUUUGGUGAUGAUAAAGUCUUGGUUGAGAAAUAUCUCGAACAUCCUCGUCAUGUUGAAGUUCAGGUCUUUGCUGAUAAGCAUGAUAACUUUGUUCACCUUUUUGAACGUGAUUGUUCUGUUCAAAGACGUCAUCAAAAGGUGAUUGAAGAAGCUCCUGCACCUGGAUUAUCGGAUGCUUUGCGUGCUGAAUUGGGUACUAAAGCUGUUGCUGCUGCUCGUGCUGUGGGUUAUGAAAAUGCUGGUACUGUUGAGUUUAUUAUGGACAAUGUCGACAAGCAAUUCUAUUUCAUGGAAAUGAAUACUCGUUUGCAAGUAGAACAUCCUGUGACUGAAAUGGUCACCAAUACAGAUUUGGUUCGAUGGCAACUUGAAGUAGCUGCCGGUAAUCGUCUUCCCAAGACACAAGAAGAACUCAAGUUAAUUGGUCAUGCUUUUGAAGCUCGUGUCUAUGCUGAAAAUCCAUCCAACCACUUCCUUCCUGAUACUGGACCACUUUUCAGUGUUCGUACGCCUAGCCCCAGUAAGGAUAUUCGUCUAGAAACUGGUUUUAUUCAAGGCGAUAAUAUCAGCGUUCAUUAUGAUCCUAUGAUUGCUAAGCUUGUUGUCCAUGGUGAAAACCGUAAUGACGCUCUUCGUCGUUUCCGUCGUGCUUUAGAGCAAUAUCAAAUUGUUGGUUUAAAUACCAACAUCAGCUUUAUCAAAACAGUAACUGAACAUCCUGAAUUUAUCAAAGGCGAAGUUGAAACUGGCUUUAUUCAACAAUAUGAAAAGGACCUCUUUAAACAACGCGAGUCUCCUGACCCAACUACGUUGGCAUUAGCUGCUAGUGCUCUUCGAUUGAGAGAAAUUGAAGAUGUUAAAAAGAGUGCUUUAGAUCUCUAUAGUCCUUGGGCAUCAAACACAAACAGUUUCCGUAUCAAUAAUAUCAACCACAAGAAGUAUGAAAUCAUUUCAAAUGACCACCCCUAUCAAGUGAUUGUUUCUGCCAAUCCUAGCCAGCCUCAUUUAGUGGAUAUGGAGGUCAUUGACGCCGCUUCAAACACGCAUAUCAAGACAUUUGAGGCUGUUGAGACGCAUAAAGAAGACGGACUUGUGAUCUCUUCGAUUGAUAACAAGCAGAUCAAGAGUAACGUUGUCUUGAAUGAACAAGAUGUUGUUGUGUUUGAUGAGUUUGGUCGUACUACCUUUAAUUUACCAAUACCAAACUACAUGAAGGGUGGCAUAGAAGCACACGGCGCAGGAUCUGUCAAGACACCUAUGCCUUGUAAGAUUUCUCAAGUGUUGGUUCAACCUGGCCAAGCAAUUCAAAAAGGUGCUCCACUUAUCAUCUUGGAAGCAAUGAAAAUGGAGCAUGUCAUUAAGGCUCCGGUUGCCGGUACUGUUGAUCAAGUACUCUAUGCCGUCGGUGACUUGGUAGCUGAAAACAAGAGUUUGGUGACAUUUGCCGAAUAAAAUAGAUAAAUAUAGUUAGAAAACAAAUACGUUGUUUCUCCUCAUUCUCAGGAGUCAACAGGUUUAUGCGCGUCUUUAUACAGUGUCAUAACAACAGCGACUUUUUUGAUAAGAAAAAAAAAA